Messenger RNA from Cladophialophora psammophila CBS 110553, 1647 nucleotides. RefSeq names its product T-complex protein 1 subunit epsilon. Gene Ontology annotation, molecular function: ATP hydrolysis activity; ATP binding; ATP-dependent protein folding chaperone. The record is from RefSeq and is a predicted model, not a curated record. Gene Ontology annotation, cellular component: chaperonin-containing T-complex. The transcript has 3 exons. Gene Ontology annotation, biological process: protein folding. The coding region runs from base 1 to 1647 and encodes 548 amino acids. Lineage: Eukaryota; Fungi; Ascomycota; Eurotiomycetes; Chaetothyriales; Herpotrichiellaceae.
AUGGCGAUGCAGUUGGAUUUAUCUCAGGCUCAAAUCCUGAAGGACGAGACGGGAAGACCUUUCAUUGUCGUCCGAGACCAGGGAAAGAAGAAGAGAACACAUGGUAUAGAGGCUGUCAAGCAACACAUCGUUGCAGCCCGCACGAUUGCAAACAUUGUCAGAACCUCAUUAGGCCCGCGGGGUCUCGACAAGAUCCUCAUAUCUCCAGAUGGGGACAUUCAGAUAUCAAACGAUGGCCGCACAAUCAUGUCAGAGAUGGAAAUAACACAUCCUAUCGCUAAACUCAUGGUCGAACUUUCAAAGUCACAAGAUGAAGAGAUUGGUGAUGGUACAACUGGUGUCGUCGUCCUGGCUGCUGCUCUCCUCGAUCAGGCCGCAGAUCUCAUCGAUAAAGGCAUCCAUCCCAUUCGCAUUGCCGACGGCUUCGACCAGGCUUGCGAGAUUGCUGUCGCACAUCUGGACAAAAUCAGUGAUGAAAUCGCCUUUAGUCGCGAGAAGCAAGAAAAUCUGAUCAAGGUUGCCAAAACCAGUCUCGGGAGCAAAAUUGUCAGCAAGUCCCAUGACCAGUUCGCGAAGAUCGCAGUCGAUGCCGUCAUGUCUGUUGCCGACCUCGAGCGAAAAGAUGUCGAUUUCGAGCUCAUCAAGGUCGACGGCAAAGCAGGUGGUUCAAUCGAGGACUCUUUACUGGUCAAGGGAGUCAUCAUCGACAAAGACUUUUCCCAUCCGCAGAUGCCGAGUGAAGUGAGGGACGCCAAACUGGCCAUCCUGACAUGUGCCUUCGAACCGCCCAAACCAAAGACCAAGCAUAAGCUCGAUAUAUCCACUGUGGAAGAAUUCAGGAAGCUGCAGCAGUACGAAAAGAACAAAUUCGUCGAGAUGAUCGACAUGAUCAAAGCCACAGGGGCCAAUCUUGUGAUUUGUCAAUGGGGUUUCGAUGACGAGGCAAACCACCUCCUUCUUCAAAACAAGCUUCCGGCGGUACGGUGGGUCGGCGGCCCUGAAAUCGAAUUGAUAGCGAUUGCUACCAACGGUCGAAUCGUGCCGCGAUUCGAGGACCUGAGCAGGGAGAAACUAGGCAAGGCUGGCGUGGUCCGAGAAAUGACAUUUGGGACCACUCGAGAAAAGAUGCUGGUCAUCGAAGAGUGCGCCAAUACUCGAGCUGUCACAGUCUUCGUAAGGGGCAGCAACAAGAUGAUCAUCGAUGAGGCGAAGAGAUCCCUUCAUGACGCUCUUUGUGUUGUUCGCAACCUCGUCAGAGACAACAGAGUCGUCUACGGUGGUGGUGCUGCCGAAAUUGCUUGUUCUCUCGCUGUCGAGGAUGCUGCUUCGAAAUCGCCGGGUUUAGAACAGUAUGCCAUGAGAGCGUUUGCCGACGCUUUGGACGCGAUUCCGAUGGCUCUGGCAGAGAAUUCUGGUCUGAGUCCGAUUGAGACGCUGGCCGAAGUGAAGUCGCGGCAGAUCAAGGAACAGAACUCUAGGUUAGGCGUUGAUUGCAUGGGAACUGGAAACAGUGAUAUGCGGGCCAAUUUUGUCAUCGACCCCCUUAUUGGAAAACGAUCGCAGUUGCUCCUUGCAACCCAGCUAUGUCGAAUGGUCCUGAAAAUCAACAACGUGAUUGUGGCGGGCAGCGACGAUAACGACUUCUAG